GAGAGUUUGUCUGUCCAAUUAAAGAAAAUUUCUUUUACUGUGCACGUAUAUGAAACGCUAGCAGAAUUCCUUCGCUCUAUAGUUUUUCGCAUUAACAUAAUGUACGUAUAUAUACUGCGUAUAAGAUAAAAGUUAUAUAGAACAAAGGUUUUAUGUGAAAAAAAAGGCAAAACGAAAUAUAAUUGAAUAUGCUGUUUUAAAUUAUUUACUAGUGUGCUGCUUUGUGGUUUCAUUUUGAGCGAGUUUUAUUUUUGUUGUUUAUUCUCUCCAGCAAAGAAUAAUUUGGUGUAGAAUUCUUCCGUGAAAUAACAACGAAAGAAAAUAAUUUUUUUUUGUUUGUUGAGUGGAAAGUGGUAACUCGAAAGAAAAAAAAACAAACGUUGCCGACAUAAAACGAACAAAUCGCUCCCAAAAAAUGAAUAAAAAUUUGGGAAAUAUUUGCCGUGUUUGCUUGAGCAGUGCAUCACGGAAUAUUUUUGAGAAAUCAACAGCAUCUCAAAAUGACUUCUCGAUCCCUGCAAUUGGUGAAAAUGUCUCAUCUUUAGAUCGUUUGGUUGAAAAACUACGAUAUGUUACAAUGUUAAAAGUUGACGAAUGUGAAAAUUUACCGAAGAAUAUGUGCGAUUCGUGCAUAAUUCAAUUGAAUGUUGCUUAUAAUUUAAAGAAAAAUGCAAUACAAUCGGAUUUAAAAUUGCGACAGUAUAUGAUUGAAUUUGGUAUAAAUGUAACAUCAUAUACAACAUGCAGCAUAAAUACCGUAUCGGUUAUACGUCCACCAGCUAUGAUUUUGCCAGCAAAUACAACAUCCGAAUCGGUGACAAUUACCACAGCAAAAUCAACAAUUGUUGAACCACCAUCGGCACAACCGCCACCGCAAUUACAACCGCAACUGCAUCGACCAUUUCCGGUGAUGCCAAUCAUAAUUAAAGAAGAGCCAGAAGAUUAUGACGAAAUUAUGUCCGAUAUUACGGUUGGUACGAAUAACGAAGCAUUUAUUGAACAAGUGCGUAAUCGGCAAAAUGAACGCAACGGAAGUCGUAGCACGCCAGGUACGUCGACAAAUUCAUCGUGUAACAAAUCAAUUACACCGUUGCCACUUCAUUCAAUGGUCGCUUUAAAUAAUAAAUCAUUGUUGGGCUCAUCGUCGGAUAGCGAAUUUAUCAGUGCUUAUGUGAAAAAUGCAUCGUCUGUUGCAAAAAAAUUGAAAAAAACUAGACAAUCGAAAUCUCCGAACAAACAAAAAAGCGUCGAAACCGUUGCAACAACAACACCACCAGCACCAGCACCAGAACCAGUACCAGCGCCAAAAUCAAAAAACCAAUCAGCAGCCUCAAAUUCAAGCCAAAAUGGCGAAAAUAAAACACCAGCUAAGCGAGCAAGAAGAAAAGAAAUUGAUGCAUUGACCGAAGACAGUCACAUUCAGAAGAUCGACGUUGAUUCAAGUGCCAAACGAAAAACACGGCAACAACUUUCAAAUGCAAACAACAUUGAAAAUAGCAAGCACGCAUCACGGUCGAGAAGUGGCACGAAAAGUGAUUAUACAUCAUUUUUCAGUAUUAGACCGAAAUUGACCAAUCGACGCAAGAGCUUUGAUCAAUCGACCAAAAGUAACGGCCGAUCGUCAAACGCAAAAACACCAACUCGUUCCGCGAAAGCAGCAAAUCUUCGCAAAAGACGUGACUCAAGGACACAUAAUCGCACAAGCAUUUGAAAGCGUUGCAGUUGUUGUUGUUGAUUUUCCGAUAAAAAAAUAUCAACAUUCGGAAGCACAAAAAGUACAUAAUUUAAUUGAUAUUUAUGAAGAAAAACAAAACAAUUUAUAUUUGUAUAGACUAAAGCGGAUUAAGAGCGGGAAGACAGUUUGUGGCGUAUGCAAAUAAAUGAAAAAAAAAAAACAGGUACAUUUGUAGCUAGUAAUCACAGUAUUCAGCUAAAAAAAACACUCACGAUGGCGUGAGUUACAAGAAAACACGAGUAUCAAUUCAACACAAAGAAACAGACACAUAUAUGACUAAAUUCUGUAGAAGCCAAUUAAAACAAGGAAAAAAAACAAUGUACAAGCAAAUUGAACUUACCAGGCACCUAAAUUUUAAGGACGAAAUUAUUAGAAUCGAUGUUAUUUAUGAAAAGCGAAGAAACAAAAAUGGAAAAUACUCGAUCUGUUGAUAGCUGUAAUAAGAGUAUACAAAUGAAUGUAGGGAACAACAAAAAAGAAAUAAAGAAAUUUUAAUUAAAUAAUUAGGAAUAGCAAUUGUAAAUGAAACGUAAAGUUUUCCAUGGAUGGUUGAAUUGAAGAAAUCAGAACGGCCAAAUUUAACGAGCUAGCUUCCCUUAUCCUGUGCUACAUGCAAAUCACUAAAUUAUAUAUAUACACGUGUACGAAAAAUGUUUAGAUAUCAAAACGGAUAUACGAUAGUUAUUAUUUUUAAUUGAAAGAAUUAAAUGCAUUAGAUGCUGUAUGUUGACGCAAGAACUGGCCAGUCUAACAAAAUGAAAUUAUUUAAAUUUAUUCAAAAUGUUUAUCAGAAACAUUCACUCGCAUCCAACUGAUCAAACACUCAACACAAACACUAUCAACACUACUUAAUUAAAACACUCACCACGAAACAAAGAAAACAAUUAUACAUUAAUGAUGUACCUAAUGAAAGUUAAUAAAGUUGCAGAAUCUAAAUAGAUUUGCAAUAAAUU
Messenger RNA from Contarinia nasturtii (swede midge), 2688 nucleotides. RefSeq lists its product as uncharacterized. The transcript has 2 exons. Gene Ontology annotation, cellular component: nucleus. NCBI's taxonomy places the organism in Eukaryota, Metazoa, Arthropoda, Insecta, Diptera, Cecidomyiidae. Gene Ontology annotation, molecular function: zinc ion binding. The coding region runs from base 416 to 1711 and encodes 431 amino acids. The record is from RefSeq and is a predicted model, not a curated record.